AUGGAAGGCCACUACAGUGGCCCGGGAACGAUUAAGCAACGCGAUGGUUUCUCUGCGCAGGUUUACCUCGCCAAGGACAUCCACACCAGCAAGGAGUACGCGAUCAAAGUGUGCGACAAGCGUCACAUCAUCAAGGAGAAGAAGACCGAGUACGUGAAGCGCGAGAAGGAAGUGCUGAACAUGCUCGCGGGCGCGAAACACUCGUUCGUGCGCCUGUUCUGUACGUUCCAAGACGUGGAAAGACUCUAUUUCGUCCUAUCAUACGCAAAGAACGGCGAGCUCCUGCCUUACAUCAACAAGGUCGGCUCCUUCGACAUCGAGUGCACGAAGUUCUACUCGGCGGAGAUCCUGCGCGGUCUCGAGUACCUUCACGGGCUCGGGAUCAUCCAUCGGGAUCUGAAGCCGGAGAACAUUCUGUUGGACGAGAAGAUGCACGUGCUGAUCACCGACUUCGGCAGCGCGAAGAUCCUGAAGGACCCGGAGACGGUGCUGACGCACAACACCACCUCGGACGAACAACAACAACAGCAGCAGCAACAACAGCAGCAGCAGCAGCAACCUUACAGAAGAGAGCGCAGGGGCUCGUUCGUUGGCACCGCCCAAUACGUGUCGCCGGAACUCUUAACGGACAAGACAGCGAGCAGAGCCUCCGACCUCUGGGCACUUGGCUGCAUAGUCUACCAGAUGGUCGCCGGUCUGCCACCGUUCCGCUCUAGGAGCGAGUACAUGAUAUUCCAAAAGAUCCUGAAGCUCGAGUACGAGAUCCCGGACGGAUUCUGCGAGCUGGCGAGAUCGUUGGUCAGUCAGCUGCUGGUCCUCGAGCCGAGCAAGAGGCUGGGCGCCCAGGACGAGCACGGCGCCGGCUACCCGAGCAUCAGGGCGCACCCGUUCUUCGAGGCCGUCGACUUCGAGACCCUCCACGAGCAGAACCCGCCGCCGAUCUACCCUUACCUGCCCGGCACGUCGGAGCACGAGGAGCUCAGGUCGCAGUACAGGGUCCCCGAUCACCUCGAGCCCGGCCUCGACGACAAACAGCUGACCAGGCUCCUCGGUUUGGGUAUCGGCGAGGACGACGACGACGACGACGACGAGGAGGACGCGACCACCGUGCGCGAGAAACCAGCGCCGACCAACACGGUCGUCGAGAAGCCGCCGAGGAGACGGACCACCAACGUUGACGGGAACAUCACCGAUCUGACGCCGGAGGAGAUCAAGAACCGCGUGGAGAAGCAGCGCACCUCGAACCAGUGGGACGGUUUUGUCGAGGGAAACCUGAUUCUGAAGCAGGGAUUUGUCAACAAGAGGAAAGGCCUCUUCGCCAGACGGAGGAUGCUCCUGCUAACCACCGGACCACACCUAUACUACGUCGAUCCAGUCAGCAUGAUGCUCAAGGGCGAGAUACCUUGGAGCCCGGAGCUGAGGGUCGAGCCGAAGAGUUUCAAGAUCUUCUUCGUUCACACACCGAACAGAACCUACUAUCUCGAAGAUCCCGAGGGAUUCGCAUUGGAGUGGUGCAGAGCAGUGGAGAACAUGCGAGUCCAUUACUACGGCCUGCAGGAGACCACCGCGUAAACAAAGAAGACUGAAACAACAACAACAACACCGAUCGCUUUUCACGAACGGAGAAAGAACGAGUGGGGAAAAGCCGGGGGACAGGAAGAAGUGAGAUGGAUAGAAGAAAAGGUUUUCAUCCUGUAUAGACUCUAUGCGACACCGUGAAAAAGUCCGCGAGGCGCGCGACCUUAUACCGCUUCGUAUACCUACCGUGGGGGUUGGCGAUUCCGAAUAGUUUCCGAUUCGAUUUAGGGUAAAAAUUACACAAGUCGUGACUCGUCGUUUAAGGAAUGAUACGUUUCCUAGGAUAUAAGUUUCUUGUACAGGUUAUUUAGGAGACAAUUUUCUAGGUGAACCAAUUGAAAGUCGAAAGCGGCCUCCCCCCCCUCCCGGGUUGAACGCGCGCGACUCGGUGGGGGAGGGGACGGUAUUCGGAAAGCACGCAUUCAAGCGCAGCAAGAUGCAAUCUCCGGUUGCGUUCGAAGUUCCGUAUUUAUUAUCGAUUCACCGGGUAACCCCGAUCGAGAGAGGCUGCUCGCGCUCGUUCUCCGACACGCGAACGCAUAAAAAAUAGCGAAACUUUUUAGCCCAGGUGUGUAUUAUUAUCGAGGCUGUGUCCGAUCACAGCAUGUGCGCGCGCGUGCUCGCGUCCGCUCGCGAUCGAGAUCGCCCGGGAUUAUAUUUAUCCGGGAAGAAUCGCCAGUCGAAAUUGCGGGAACACGUCGAACGAGAGAGCGGAUCUCGAUACGCGACUGAAUGAUGGAGGGGGCGAUCCCGAUCGCGAGACGCGCGCGCGCGCAGAAGCGGUUUUGUUCCAAAUGUAGCGAAAAUUAUCUAGCAAAUUGUGUGAGGGACUAGCCGUCAAUUUAUUAUAGUCGAAGUCAACCAAAAAUUGUCCGGGAAAUACGCGACGGGGGGGGACAACGUAACCGCUUUGCAGCUUUAACGGGGACCGUUUUACGUCGCCUGGAAUUGGGGGGCCCUUAAGGCCCUUGCUCUCUUCGAGUUCUACAGUAUUCUUCUCUCGUUGUUCGUUGGCCCUUUUCUCUCCUCGGGAACCUAUUUGUAUAUAUUAGCGCGGGGUUUCCAGCGAAGAGCGGGCUUCGUAAAAUCGUCCGUCGAUUGUAUAAAUAGUGUUCUAUAUAGUUUAGAUAGACGUAUAGAUAGAUUAUAUAUUUCGUAGGUACAAAAAUCGUUGUCCGACCGCGGUUCGUCACAUCAUCACCAUCACCACCGUCUCUUUUUCUUAGUCCAGAAUUUUCUCGCGGCGUCGCCUUCCCCCCCUCCGCGGUCUACGGCCCUCGGCGGACUCGAAUCGAACAACGCGUGCGUGCGUGUGCGUAUGACAGGGAAAAGAGCGCGUGUGCGUGCGUGGGUGUCUGCGCGCAAUGCCGGGAACAGGAAGGAAAUAACCACUAACGAAGGAAGCGAGAGAGAGAGAGAAACACUUCGAACCGGAUUUUUCCGGGAGCAUGGAAACGGAAAGAGAAAACGCGGAGAGAAAGAAGGUUUCUUGUACAAACGCCAGAAGCGGUGGAUAUUGGAGGGGAGUAACGAAGCUCUAUUCUUUCAUGGGAAAAAGCUGGAGAUACAUGGGAGUCUCGAUAGGAAAAAUUAGGUCAGGGAUAUCCACGGGUGGCGGAGCCCUGCCGGCGCUCAACCGGGCUCUCCGUUCGCGAAAUUCGUCUCUCCCCGGCCUCUCGGAAGCCCGUUCGGGCGAACACGAGUUCAUCAAUCUGGUCAAAAACCGUAACGUUUUUAUUGUUGGUAACACACACAUACACACACGGCUUUGUAGAGACACGCGACCCACGUCUCGUUUUCAAAGUACCGCCCGAUCCAGAAGCGAUCGCGGCGAAAAGGAAACAAAAAGACGCGCUUAUUCGGGCGAAACUCCCGCGACACGUUUCUCCGCACAGAGUGAAAUUAUUGUUGUUCGUCUCCUGCUAGAUAUCUCCCGGGCCACUGGCGUCUCGUUUAAAUUCCUCUAUUUAAAUCCGUUUUGAAACCACACGAAGCCGAAUCAAUAUCGCAAAAGAAUCGUUUCGAAAAUUCGUUUCGACAAACUCGUCGCGAAAAUUCGUUUCGAAUCCGAAAUCAAUGUUGCGCGGAGUUUCGCCCAGUUCUUUUUGCGCGCGUAGAGAAAUUCGUAAACGCAUAUCCGCAGAGCACCGUCGCUAUUAUUCGUUCAGUUUGUGACAGACGCGAUUAGUUUUCCUUCCAGUACACUUCCGAGGGCUGUUCCGUUCGUACGCGAAACGGUGCAACGAAUGGCAGACACUCGCAUUCGCUGGCUAUCGUUUUGCGAACAACGGCCGAGAGAGAGAGAGGAGAGGGAGAGAAAGAGAGAGAUCGUUUCCGCGGAGCCUAAGCUCGGGCGCCUUGUCCGGACAUGACUAAGUUAGAUAGAUAGAUGAUAGUGAAUUAAAAGGAUAGCUUUAAGAGACGUAGUAACCCGUUUAGAUGCGAAAUUACACGCGUUCACUAGAGGAACACAACCACGUACACGUCAUACACAUUAGCAAGUUCGUUGGUCGCGUCCCGUACAAUCGUCGUUAUCAUUCUUACUAUUAGUAUAAUUUUCUUAGUGUUUAGUGCCGCCGCUACGGUUUAGAUAUCGUUAACGUUCUAACUGUUAUUCAAUAUUUCGCCGUGUAUUAUCAAGUAUGAAGUAUUUUGCACCCUCUCGUAAAAAGAACACGUUCUCGACCGCGUUAUUUAAGCGACUUCCGUUCAUCGUUUACUAUUAUUAUUAUUAUUCUUAUUAUUCUAAUUAAUAUUAUCAUUAUUAACAUUA
Molecule: messenger RNA, 4351 nt
Organism: Megalopta genalis
Lineage: Eukaryota; Metazoa; Arthropoda; Insecta; Hymenoptera; Halictidae
Source: RefSeq, a predicted model, not a curated record